This is a messenger RNA of Symbiodinium sp. CCMP2592, 7806 nucleotides long. Lineage: Eukaryota; Dinophyceae; Suessiales; Symbiodiniaceae. The record is from the annotation of a GenBank genome assembly.
AUGAGCGGUGAUAGCGAAAAGGAUGGCGGCACCACCCGAUCUCGGGAGGGCGUGCCAUCGUGGAACGGGGAGGCCUCUUCUUUCACAGCAUAUGAAGAGGCCGCCUUGUUGUGGGAGCAAGGCAUGGUCUACAACAAGCGCUACACGGCAGCCCCCCGCCUGAUGGCGGAGCUAUCGGGGGCGGCAAAGCGCUUGGUGGCUGGGAAACCAGCCAGUGAAGUGGCGCAUGUCGGCGGAGUACGCAUUUUGCUGGACUACCUCCGCAAGGCCUUGGGAAAGCCCAGAGUCAACGAGGUAACGGACCUGUUGAGUCGUUACUUCAAGGGGACUCGACGGCGCCAAGGCGAGUCGAUGAACGACUACAUCACUCGGAAGAGCGAAGCCUUCCUUCGAGUGAGCCAGGCUCUGAAGAGAGUGCAGCCCCACUACCAGAGGGGCAAGGCAGUGAUGAUGCCGCAGACCCAAGGCCGCAGGGCCAGUGACGCGUCGAGCUACUGGGGACCAGGAGGAUGGAGCCGUCAGAACACUGAGGCCGAGGACCCUCCGGAGGAUGAUGAUGACGAGGACAACGGGACCCAGGCCGCCGAUGGAGCGGCGACUGACGCGUGGAGCCAGCGGAGACCAUCUUCCUCCUGGGGAUCGUCUUGGGGAUGGAGCUCAAACGCGUGGAGCUGGGAGCGAUCCGGAUGGGAGUGGGGAUAUCCCAACUGGAACUGGACUGGACCGGUGUGGUCCACUACAUCCUGGACAGGCUCUACUUUGACCUCCGCGUGGGACUCCAUCGAGACGAUAGAGGACGAGCACGUGCUCCCGGCGUUCAUCCAGGGCUGGUACCUCUUGAUGGACGCGGCUCUGGACAGCAACGAGAAGAAUCUGGUCCUGACCGCCAUUAGCGGAGACUUCAGCCCGGGCCGAGUGGCCCAAGAACUGAGGAACCAGUUUCCUGAAGGAGACCUUCGGCGGAAAGACAGCCACCGGCGAUCCCACGCCUUCCUCGGGACCCUCGACGAGGACUACGAGUACGAGGAGGCGGACGGCGGCUGGACCGCCGGGGACUAUGGCGCGGAGGAGCUCGACGAGGAUGAGGCCGCGAUGAUGACCGAGCUCGAGCAGGAGACGAACCAGGCCUUCGCCGCGUUCCAGAACGCUCGGCGCACCUUGAAGGAGGCACGCAUGAAGCAACACUCUGUCAAGCUGAACAGACAGAUUAUCGAGGCGGAAGCUACCAAGGUCGAGGCAGUGCCAGCGGAAAUCGACCACCCCCAGACGACAGCCAGAUGGACGAACUGCCCUACCAAGCAGGUGGCGGCCAACACCGAUGAUGGCGCCCAGACCUCGGACUCCACCCACCAGGCUCCCUUCGUGUGUUUCGCAGAGGAUUCGGAUUUCACGGAGAUGGCCCUAUCUACAACGCCCUCAGCCCCUACUACCUCAGAAGCAGUUGCCGCAGGGAUGGCUGUAGUUGAUGGUGGAGCGACCCGAACGCUUGGAAGCGUGGCCGCAGUUGAGGCGCUGUUGCGCCGCAACCGUCAGCUUCAUGGGUCAAGCCGGCUUUGCGACCUUGAUCCUCAGAACCGCCCUGUCUUCGGCUUCGGAAAUUCUUCGGAAAACCAAUGUCUUAGCACAUGCAAGAUCGGAGUCACGGCUGGAGGACAGGCUGGACAAGUCCAGGUCCAUACGCUGGACUGCGGCCAAGGUCCCAUACUGUUGAGCGUGGACGCGCUCAGGUCACUGGGAGCUGUAGUGGAUUUUCGCAACGAUCUCAUGGUGCUGUCGGCGCUCGACAACACCCGCAUCAUACCGCUACAGCGAAGUGCCGCUGGACACCAACUUUUAUCACUGACGAAAGACCUGUUUCAAGAUGCUCAUCGCGCGAGCUCGCCACACGACAUGUUGAGGAACCACCUCGUGAUCCUGUCGGCAGUUUUCCUGGCUCAGAAACAUUCACAGCUUUGCCCGUCUCAGGCAUCCCAGCUCCUCCAUCCGAUCAUGGACCGCCUCAACAAGUCCGAGUUGAUCCUUCACCUUCGGUCUUUGGGCGAGGAGGCGCCGGAGAAUUGGGGAAAGCUGGAACUCCAGCAGCGGAUCAGCGAGCUGGCCGAGGAACAGCCAGCCCUGGCGACUACUACGCUGGGGAAGACCCCGCUGGAGGACCUCAUGAGCAAGAUCAACAAGGCGUCGCGGAAGAAGAGUGUCCUCCGCAGCCUGUUGGAGGACGAGCUCCGGGUGACGGUGGGCGAGAACGACACCAUCGCCGCCAUGCAGCGCAAGGCAACGGUGGCGGCUUUGGACCGCUGCGAGCCACACCCCAACGACUACCUGGGCUUCGGCAAGCACAGCCAGCUCACCAUGAUCGAGACCUACGAGAGGGACCGCGACUACUGCAAGUGGGUGGUUGCGACUGCUGCCGAAGGGGAAGCCAGUCAACGCCUGAAGCGGUUCAGCAAGUGGCUUGUCAAGAUCGAGGAGGAGGCAAAGGCCACCGGCAAGGAACCCGUGUCAGUGCCGAGGCCCAAGAGCCGGACCUCAAAGAUCACCAAAGCGAACACCGAAGCUCAGCCAUCAACCUCGAUGCCAUCUACGAGUCGCGAGCCCGAUCCCCGGGACGAGCUCCUGAUCCAGAUGGCCAACAACCUCCGGGAUCUCCAGGAGGAGGAAGAUCACAGCGAACAAGGAGUGAAGGACUGGGUCAAUGUGGCUAUGAGCCCCGCCGGCGGGGACAUGUCGCCUUCGGCGACUUCGGGAUCUUCCGUGGAAGCUAUGUCAGCUACCACCACAGUUCUCUCAGACACUGCCGCCGGAGCCCUAGAGCACCGAUCGAGCCGAAUCCUUCCCAGGGCCUUUCAUGAAUUGGUAGGACAGGAGAGACCUGACCUGCUUGAGAUAGGAUGUGCCCCGAACAGCAUGCUUACUCAAGUGUUCCAAAAGAAGGGAAGUGAUGUCGAUGCUGCUUCGAGGUGCUGCGUCUGGCACGGAUGCGCCCUGAGUGACAUGAGAACCACUCACGGCCUUCAGCUUGCAGUGGAACAAAUCAGGGGUCUCAAUCCCAAACAUGUGUGGAUCACGGUCCCAGGGUCCCCAUACUCCCCUAUGCAGCGUGCUAACCAGAGAGAUUCCCAACAGGUCCGAGAGUUGAGAGAGAAGAGAGAGGAAGCAAUAGCGACCUAUCACGCCGCGCGAGAAAUCAUGAGAGUGUGUUUACACAUGGGAAUCCACUGUACGGUGGAAAUGAGCGAAAACAGCGAAGCUUGGAGACUCCCCGUGUUCCAGGAGCUGCAACAUGGCAUGGGUUUGAGUGUUGCUACGGUUAAGGGUUGCGCGGUUGGUCUUCAAGGUAGGCAAGGGAAGCUUCUUAUGAAGGGAUGGCGCUUAGUCACCACCCAUCAGCGAUUGGCUUUUGUCAUGCACAAACCCUGUAGAUGCGAUCCUUCCUAUGUUCACGAGAAGGGAAAUGGUUCAGCGGGACGAGAGUCGAUACAGCAUACACCCGAGUUUGCGCGCCUGGUCCACCAAGCUUUGCAGGAGGAGUUCGGUUUUUCAGGGAUCGUCAAGGAGUGUCAGGGUGCUAGUUCGUUGCCGGAGGGAUUCGGUCAAGGGGAGAUUUGUGGGUGUGGGGAUGCUUACCUUCAGAAGCACUCGCUCCACUGCGGAAAUUGCCUCCUCACCCGUGAUGCUGUCCCCUUUUACGAAGACCAAAACACUAGGGACCCCGAACAACCCAAGACAAGCACCCAGGACCAAAGGACAGACGGAACUUCCACAGCGUUGCUUGCUCAAUCCCACGGACCCGAUAGUGAAACACCUGAAGCCAAAGCGAAAGCCUUGAGCCUCAAAGGUACCCUAGGCUACAAAGACCUCGAAGCGUAUCUAGAGGAAAACCCUCCUGGCGGAAAGGCUUCGGGUAGGAACAUGAUCGAUCACACCCAUGGAACCUAUCAUACCUACGGCUCCUAUGCGUUUGGUAACCACUACGGACUGACCCGUCGUACUGUGGACAACCCAGAGUUCGUUAGGAUGAUAAAUCAGUUUCUGGCCCAGCGAGUCCCAAAAGACUACCAAUGGUCGGCCUUCACCCUGAACGCCAACUCGACUGCUCCACUCCACAAGGACAUCAACAACGAUGAAACAUAUCCUAACUGUAGCGUGGGUAUAGGGGAUUAUUCUGGAGGAGAGUUGUGGCUUGAAGGGUCUCGGGAUUCGGAUACGGGGACUCUUGAGAUUAGGAAUAUUGGAGGCGAAAGGGUUUCAGGAAUCAAGGUUGACAUUCACCACAAGCCCUACCUCUUUCAGCCUAAACUGUGGCAUGGCACGUGUGCCUGGAAGGGUCAGAGAUGGGUUCUUACUGCUUAUGUGACUCGGGGUUUGGACAAGUGUUCGAGUUCGGAGCUUCGGAAGCUGCGUGAGUGGGGUUUUCGGGUACCUACGAAACAAAGCCCACAGGCCCUUGCGGUGAAUCCUGUUAGUGAUGGAACCACACAAGAUCCCAGGACCCCAAGGCUCCAAGAUGAACGGAUUCGAAAACAAUUGUAUCUUCUUCACUGCGCAUCUGGUCACGGUAGCAUCAAACAUCUUGUCGAAGCGCUGCAAAGAAGGCGAGCCCCACCCCGAGUGAUCGAACUUGCCAAGGAAUUCUCAUGCCCUGUUUGUGCUGAACGCAGUAAACCCCCUCCGAGAGCUCAAGCCACCUUGGAACCUCUUCCCCCGAAGUUCAGCACUAUCAGUGCUGACGUGGGCCAUUGGGAACACCCCCACAGUAAAGAAGCAGUCCAGUUCAUGCUUGUCAUAGACGAAGGCUCGAGGUUCAGGGUUGCUAGAGUGCUCACUCGCGGAUCGAAGCAACAACCUACUGCGAAUGCCUGCAUCCAGUAUCUUCAAGAGGGAUGGGGACAGUACUUCGGUCACCCCAGAGCCCUCCGUGUGGAUCCAGCGGGAUCGUUCCGCUCGCGAGCUUUCUUCGAUUCCUAUUGCGACAAACAUGGAGUGUACUUAGAUAUUAUUCCUGGCGAAGCCCAUUGGAAGAAUGGGUCGUGUGAGCAGGCCAUUCAAGGGGUCAAGGAGUUGAUGACACGACUCUGCACCUACGACCCCGAGCUUUCCACCGAGAGCGCUUUAGCGGAAGCCACCACUGUCUUCAACCAUCGUGAUUUGGUCCGAGGCUUUUCCCCAGCCCAACAUGUGUUGGGCCGAGGCGCCGACGAGACAGACCGUUUUCUUGAAGCGGGGAAUGGUCUGCCACCAGGCCUUCUAGUGGAGAACCCUGUUGGCGAGUUCCAGCGAGCUACCGAGCGAAGAGCAGAGGCCGAGAAAGCGCACGCCGAGUGGCAUGCGCGCCAAAGGCUCAAUCGAGCCCGAAAUUCCCGGCAUCGACCUUGCUACAACUACGUUCCUGGAGAAUUGGUUUUCUUUUGGCGCUCCCAAGAGUCAGGACAAGGACGACGUCAACCCGGCACGAAACAGGGCCGGUUUUUGGGCCCAGCACGUAUCUUGGCGACGGAAACCCGCCAAUCCAAGGACGGAGAGCUCUCCCCGGGCGGAGCUGUGUGGCUGGUCAGGGGUCGGUCCUUGAUCAAAUGCGCACCAGAGCAGCUGAGACGUGCUACUGAACGAGAGGAGCUCUUGGAAGGGCUAGCUAGCCAACAAGGCCAAGCCACUCCCUGGACGUUUACACGAGUGGCCUCCUCCAUCGGGGGCAACCAGUUCCAGGACCUCUCUGGCGACGUGCCAGACACAACAGAGUGGCGGCGCGCUCAGGACGUCACCGAAGAAGUACCCCCUACGCGCUACAGACAACGGCUCAAACGAGCCCCGCCAGCGGAACCAGAGAUGGAUGAGGAGUGGGACCACCACAUGCAGGGCGUAGAGGCCGCUUCUUCAUCACGAGUCCAGAGACCCCGCAUGGAAGCGAGUUUCACGGAGCAAGUGGAACCAGGCGAGUGCUGGUGGAGUACAAUCCCCUCAGCAGCCUGGCCAAAGGAAGAGAGCAGCUUCUGGACCGACAAAGCAGCCGCCGUCGAGGUGGAAGUGGAGCUCCCGCCGAGCCACCGAGGACUUAUCAAGAUGGCCAACAACUUCGAGGGCUUCUUUGUGGGUCAGCUACGCCGCCAGGCAGUGGAAGUGUCCGAGCGACGCCUAACACCUUCUGAACAGGAGGAGUUUAGAGCGGCAAAGGAGAUUGAGGUCAAGAACUUCAUAUCAGCAGACGCCUUCGAAGCACUACCUGCUCAUCUUCAGCCAAGCCGGGACCAGGCUGUGAAUAUGAGGUGGAUACUUACAUGGAAGCUGAAAGACAAUGGAGAUCGGAAGGCGAAGGCUAGAGCAGUACUGUUAGGGUAUCAAGACCCGAGCUACGAACAUCGCCGCACAGCCGCUCCUGUCAUGACCAGACAGUCACGCCAAAUGCACCUGCAGAUGGCUGCGUGGAAGCGCUGGAAACUUCGAAAGGGCGACGUGAGCGGCGCCUUUCUUCAAGGACGAGCAUACCCAGACACCUUAUUCUGCAUCCCCACCAAGGAAAUCUGCCAAGCUAUGAACAUUCCCGAACAGAGCGUCACUAGACUCAAGCGUGCAGUGUACGGACUAGUGGACGCCCCACUAGAGUGGUACAGAACAGUGAACACCUUCUUUGAGAGCAUAGGCCUCGAACGUUUGGCCUCUGACUCUUGUGUGUGGUGCUACCGAAGUGGCGGCGAGCUAAAAGGAAUGAUUUCGGCUCAUGUUGACGAUUUCAUUUUUGGAGGGCAGGAAAGUGACAGCGGAUGGCAGUCUGUGCUGCAGCAGAUUAGAGAACAGUUUCGCUGGGGUGACUGGGAAGAAGAUAGUUUUACGCAAUGUGGGGUUCUCGUCGAAACCACGAACCAGGGUAUAGAGUUGUCUCAACCAAAAUACCUUGAGAACUUGAGUGAGAUUGGAGUGAGUGCCUCGCGACGGAAGGACCGCAGUGGAAAGACCACUGAGAGAGAGCGCACGCAGCUGCGGGCGUUACUGGGAGGGCUGAGUUGGCACGCCCAACAAGUCUCCCCGCACCUUAGUGCAGAUGUUAGUUUGCUCCUUUCCGAGGUCAGUGACAGCACCGUUGACACUAUCAUUCGCGCUAACAUCUUGCUCUCCCAUGCUAAGGCACGAUCGGAGCACAAGUUGCUGAUCCAUGCCUUCGAUCCAGAGACUCCUCUGGGACUAGUGGCAUGGGUGGACGCGGCUUCUCAGAGCCGCAAGAGUGGAGGCAGCACCCAGGGCAUUGUCAUAGGUAUGGCACCACUGAGCCUACUCGACGGUGAUGUUUGUGGAGUGUCCUUGAUGUCAUGGCAUUCGUCUAAGAUCGACCGAGUGUGCAGGAGCCCUGGUGCCUCAGAAGCUUUGGCAGCGAUCAACGGCGAAGACAACUUGUACUACGCGCGGUACCAGUGGGCCGAACUACUUUAUGGAUGCCAUGACCUACGCCGUCCCGAUGAGCUGGUGAACAAGACAUCAGGCUGCCUUGUCACAGACAGCCGGAACGUCUACGACAAGAUGACCUCCGAGGUCGUCGUGGUGAAGGGUGCUGAGAAACGGACCAGCAUAGAACUGCUGGGAUUGAAAGAAGCGCAAAGGCGCACCAAUGUGAUCAUCCGCUGGGUCCACUCAGAGGCCCAGCUUGCGAAUAGUCUGACGAAAGAGAAUGGGCUACGAGAACUGGAACUCUACUACAAGAUGCGACAGCACUGGCGCAUCGUGGAGGACGAGCGGAUGCUUUCCGCACGUCGACGGCGAGAGCUUGGGCUACAACCGCUGUCACAGGCUACCUCUGAAGAUGCUGAUAAAGAUUCUUGA